AUGUUUCAUUCAUAUUUAUUUAAUACCAAUAGAAAUCCAAUGCAGGAGUAUAAACCUGGCCAAACUAUUAAAAAUUACUAAAAGAACUAAUUACCUCAACUUUCUAAAUAUAUCGAAAGUGAAAUAAUGAAAAGAAGUUUUGAAAAAGAACAAGAAAGAAGAAAAUCACUAUAGUAAUAAUCUAAUCAGAUAGAAAAAGAAAUUUAAAAUAAAUUAUUUCUCAAAGAACGAGUCAACCAAAAAGAAAGAGAUCUAUUUGUUGGAUAAAGACAUUCUGUAAUUGUAAAUGCUGCAAAAAUAAAACCUCAGAAAAACUUCAAUGAACUAAAUUAUCAGUUUAACUAAUUCUCAACUGUGAACUAGAAACAAAUAAAUAGUACAUUUAAAGAUGAAGCCAGUAAUCGAGAAAGGUCAAUAACCUUCAACAUUAAAAAUCAAAGAUAUCAGCACUUUAAUUUAUUAGAAGAAGAAAUCCCUGUUACAUCAAAAAAUAAAAUGAUUGAUUGCAAUUAGGUCUUAGAUUUUAGAAUAUCUGUUGAUUCAAAAAAUACUUAUUCUCAUAUGGGAAGCAGAUAAGGUAGAUAAAUUCCUAACUAUAUUAAUUUCUUUUAAAGCAGAUUCGACAAACCUUAUCAAUUAGCUAAGGAAGAGUAUGAAAAGAAAAUAUAAUAGCCUUAAAAUAUAUUUAAAUAGUGGGGCUUAAUAUGUAUAUUUAUAUUUAGAUUAAUUAAACGUUUGAGAUAAAAAAAAGUUAAAUUUAUACAAAAUAUAAAGGAUUUAAGAGCAAGAGUGGAUGCCUUAAAUUAAGAAAAAAUUGAAGAAAUAAAAAUUGAAUGGUUUGAAAAAUUAAUGCAAAAUUUAUUACAAACUAUUUAAUCGAGUAGUUUUAGUUAACACUUUAAAUAAACUUAAAACCCAAAUGAUAAGAAAUUUAUAUUGAAGCGCAAACAAUGGAUAAUGAAUUUUUCGUAAUUAUUUUUUCAGAAUCUAUUUGAGAUGACAAAAGCACUUAAUUUCAACAAAGAAAUUUUAUUAUUAGCCUAAUACCAUAUCUUAUAAAUCAAUAAAAAGGGUAGCUUAUUUGUGGCCAAAAGAAUAAGGACAAAAUAAAUUAAAAAUGAAUAAAUACUUGUUAUUUGUGAUUACAUAUUCUUUUCAUUUAUAAUUGAGAAAAUAAUAUAAUAGUCCAAUUAGAUAGUAUGCAUAAAUGAUCAUCAUCUAGCUGAAUCGAAAUUUUAGCUUGUAUCUAUUUGCAGUUUGAUAUAAAUUCUCUUUAUGAAUCACUUUAAGGAAAUGCAAAGGUAUUAACCAAAUAUAUCCAAAAUUAUUUAGAAAAAAUUAAAUGUAAGUAAAAAUAAAUAUUAAGAUCUAAAUAUUACAGAGGAUGAAGUUAUUGAAUAAAAUGAGAAUAUUAUUUAAGGUUUGAAUAAUUUCGAAUUUUAUGAAAACUUAAUAAAAUAAAAUUAGAAGUGGUAUUAAGAUAUUUCAACUUUAUUCGGAAAUUGUGUAACCAAUUUAGCAUCUUAAAAUAAUAUUUGA
Paramecium tetraurelia is the source of this 1539-nucleotide messenger RNA. RefSeq lists its product as uncharacterized. The transcript has a single exon. The record is from RefSeq and is a predicted model, not a curated record. Lineage: Eukaryota; Ciliophora; Oligohymenophorea; Peniculida; Parameciidae.